Molecule: messenger RNA, 2279 nt
Organism: Larimichthys crocea (large yellow croaker)
Lineage: Eukaryota; Metazoa; Chordata; Actinopteri; Sciaenidae
Gene: lpxn
Product: leupaxin
Exons: 9
Coding region: 88-1293 (401 amino acids)
Biological process (GO): actin cytoskeleton organization; muscle structure development; heart development
Cellular component (GO): stress fiber; Z disc; filamentous actin
Molecular function (GO): muscle alpha-actinin binding; actin binding
Source: RefSeq, a predicted model, not a curated record
AAAUUGGGUUUGUUACCUUAGUAACUUACAGUUGAAAAACACACACACACACACACACUCAGAGAGUGAGAGUAGUGAGGAGACGACAUGGAAGAGCUCGAUUUGCUGUUGGAGGAGUUGGCUCUGAAUUCAGCAAGUUCACAGAGUGUCGAUGAGAACAGGAACAAUGAUCCAGCUGACGGAGAGGUGUCAGGUAUACUUUAUGCUGGACUUAACAAGAAAAGCAAAGGACCAGGCUGCUCAAAUGUCUACAGUGAUCUGCCAGCUCCUGUGGCAGCUUCCACAAACUCCAGCUCUCCCACUCAGGAGCUGGACUCCAUCUUGCAGGAUCUGAUGACUUUGGGCGAAGGGGAUCCAGCGCCUUCAUCAACCCCACCACCUCUUACACAGAAACAGUCUGUGAAAAAAAAAAGAGCAGAUGGGCAACAAGACAACAAGGCGAGCGGGAGCAGCAGCGGCAGCAGAACAGCAGGUUCAGAUGCAAAGGCCUCGACUACGAGCAAGAAAACAGAUACUAUCGAUGACCUGCUAGGAGGGCUGAGCUCUGACUUGGAGAAGAUUGGUGUACGCACCACAGCCAAGGGCCACUGUGCUUCCUGCAAUAAAUGCAUUGUGGGAAAGAUGAUCACAGCUCUGGGUGAAGUGUGGCACCCUGAACACUUUGUGUGUACUGCCUGUAAGAUGGAGCUGAGCACCACAGGCUUCUUUGAGAGAGAGGGACGGCCGUACUGUGACAAAGACUACCAUGAGCUCUUCUCUCCUCGUUGUGCCUACUGCAAGGGGGCCAUUAUACAAAACAUCCUGACAGCUCUGGGCCAGAACUGGCACCCUGAGCACUUCUUCUGUACACACUGUGGAGGCCUGUUUGGACCUGAAGGCUUCCUCGAAAAGGAUGGGAAGCCAUAUUGUUCCAAGGACUUCUACCACCUCUUUGCUCCCAAGUGCUCAGGCUGUGGGGAGUCAGUGAGGGAGAACUACCUGACUGCAGCCAAUGGCACCUGGCAUCCAGAGUGCUUCGUCUGCUCAGACUGCCUGAAGCCCUUUACUGACGGCUGUUUCAUGGAGUUGGAUGGUCGGCCUCUCUGCUCACUGCACUUCCACUCCCGACAGGGCACACUGUGCGGUGGCUGCGGUGAACCCAUCAUGGGUCGCUGCAUCUCUGCUCUCGAUCGCAAGUUUCACCCCGAGCACUUUGUGUGCGCCUUCUGUUUGAGGCAGCUCAGCCAAGGCAUCUUCAAGGAGCAGAAGGGGAAGCCAUACUGCUCGGUUUGCUUUGACAAACUCUUUGUGUGAGACAUAUGUUACAAAAAAUGCAACAGAAACCAGACAAAUGCUGCAUCAUGUCGUUGAGAUUGAUUGAUUGUUGAGAUUAGAAUUUCCCUUUGAUAAAUAAAAAUUAGGAAACUAUAUUAUUUUUUGUGUGUGUAUAAUUAAAUUUGACACACAUUAUUAAUAGAUUAUGCAGAAAUAUUAAAGGAAAAAUGGUAAAAUUGUAACAUAAUUCAUGACACGUCCAUAAAACUCAAGAAAAACGUUUCCUACGAUAAAAACAUUGAGAAACUUUUUACAUGUGUGAAGUUUGGAUGGUUCUACAAGGUGUACUGCUGACACUUGGGCUAAAUUAUAUGGGAUUUCAUAUAUCAUGAUCACAUAAAAUGUAUAAAUGGAGAAAGAAAAACACAGAGGUGCAGUUUUAAUCCAUGGUUUCCAUUAAACUAUCCUCAGUUUGCCAUAAGACUUGGCAGUCCCGGGAUGUUCGUCAAGGGGCUUGUCUAUGUGGCUUGAUAGCUUGUAUUGGCAGUGACUGGCAUGGAAUUGGUGUGCCAACCCGAGUUUCCUCUUACUCCGACUUACAAUUUGGCCCCUGGCAUGCAUUUGAUUCAAACAACCUCUUCAUGGUCCAACACAGGCUCCUUUAUAGACGCCUAUGGAAGAUUAAUGAAGGUGGUGAGGUGAACAAAGGUGGUUUUAGAAGGAGCUCCUUCACAUCACUGCAUCUCUUCAGCAGCUCACUUUGACUGUUGAGGGAUGAAUCAACCACAAAGUGUUUUUGUGAUGUACCUUGCAUGUCUGGGCUCAAUUUUCUUUUUUACGUUCUUUGCUUGACUCCUACUGAUAACUAAUAAUAUGGAUGGUAUGUCAUAUAUUUGCAGUGUUGUUGGCAUGUAGCAGAGGAAAUGUUUUAUCUAUUUAAAUAUGAAAGAUUUUGUUGUCUGUUCGGCAGAAUGAUAUAACAAAAUAAAUGUCUUGUUUCACCAAUAAAAACUACAUUAACAGCU